Molecule: messenger RNA, 309 nt
Organism: Symbiodinium sp. CCMP2456
Lineage: Eukaryota; Dinophyceae; Suessiales; Symbiodiniaceae
Source: the annotation of a GenBank genome assembly
GAUGUGAGCGGUAGCGUCCGCGAAGUAAAAAUCAAGAUUGUCAACGAGAAGUACGAGGUUUCCCGGCGAUUGCUGGCAUUGACCGACAUCAAAGGCUGCAAGACAAGUUUGGGAAAGGUCGGCCAGAUCAAAGACACACUGAACGAUGUUUUCGAAGAGGACACCGACCGAGCUGCGUUCGCAAGGCUCUUCCUCUCCUUCUCUGCGGAUGGAGAGAAAGCAGAGCUCCUCACGGGCGACUUCGCAAAAGUCACCAGCGAGGCACAGGCCGCGCAGCUGGCCCUCGAGGACACCUCAUUGAACGGUUAA